This is a messenger RNA of Sordaria macrospora k-hell, 2238 nucleotides long. RefSeq lists its product as uncharacterized. Lineage: Eukaryota; Fungi; Ascomycota; Sordariomycetes; Sordariales; Sordariaceae. The record is from RefSeq and is a predicted model, not a curated record.
AUGAUGGCGGCUCCCAACAGCCACCCCAGCACACAACCCCCCGGCCACCCUUCACAUCCCCCGCCCAAGGGCUCAGACCCCUUUCACGACAACGACGACGGUGGCAGCGAAGCUAGCUAUACUAGUGAGAACAGCGACAUUGAGCUUCGACAUCUGCCCGAAUCCGACAACGUGGCCCCCCUCUUCGGUCGCCGUGGGCGCAUUGCCCCCGGCAGUACAGUUGGUCUCGAUGCUGCCGAGCUCAUAUACUUGGCCGGUGACACCUCUCAAGUGUUACCCGUCUAUGUCACCAUUCAUCGGAUCCGCCGCUUGGUGAUUGCCGCCAUCGACGACCCCUAUACGCUCGACCAACUGCAGACGCCUCGUAUGGACAACCUGAUGGUUCGGCCCCUAGUUGAGAAGCUGUAUAAUCCCGACAACCUCUCGGUCGUUUACUGCCUACUCGCCAACCGUGUCCAGUUUCAGCGUUCCGCGACAGACGAGUCCCUGUAUGUGGCUGUCAACAACUCUCGAGCCACUCUUUGCGAACUGCUGGCUACCCGUGUACUUCGACGCUUCCACCAAGACCACCCAGACCGACCUGGACUCCUGCUCCUCGCCAAUAUUCUGGUUUCUGGGUUCGACCCGUUCGAUGCCGCGCCCGACCCGCUUCGCCGAUACCGACGCUCCCUACAAUGGCCAUAUCAGGACCGUGGUGGUCACGAGCGGAAGCUUACGGCACUCGAGUUGGCCAUUUUGUCAGAAAGCAAGUUUUUGAUCGGGUCUGUCGCAUGCCAGCGCAUUGUCAACGCUGUCUACCGCGGCCAAGUUGUGUACACCCCGCUCUCGUUUGUCGACAUUCUACCGGAUCACUACAAGUACCACCCUGUAUCGCUUUACGAACCACGGCGAGCCUCGAUACUCAACCAUCGCCGACUAAUCGUUCCUCGACUACGAAAUCUGCUCGAACUUGUCCACUUCACCAUCCUUCUAGGCCUGUAUGUGUUGACCAUGACACAUCGAAACGAUUUUUAUAGCUCGGGUGCAAGCCCGUUUGGUGGCUACGAAGCUGCCUUUGUCAUCUAUACGACUGGCUGGGUUCUGGAACAGUUUGCCGCUCUGGUCGAACACGGAUGGGAGGUACACGCUCAGAACCUGUGGAGCUUCCUCGAUCUCACUUUUACCUUCAUCUUUGGCGUAUAUGGCAUUGUGCGCUUUGCCGAACUAUGGAUCUAUCCGGAGGCUGACUACGCCAUUCCCAUCCUCUGCGUUGCCGCCCCGGUCCUACUUACCCGCAUAGCCUUCAACCUCAUGCCAGACAACAUCGUCUUUAUCGCCUUACACGCAAUGAUGCGAGAUUUCACCCGGCUUACAUUCAUCGCCAUAUGGUGUUUCACCGGCUUCUUGCUAGGCUUGCUCUGGCUGAUGCGCACGGGCGCGCCCCCGGACCCUUCCGAUGUCGCCGCAGGCUUGGUAACGCCACAGUCCUCCAUCGAUGAUCGUCCAGGCUGGGCUACCAUCGGGAAAUGGCUCUUGUGGAUUUGGUUUGGUCUCGAUGGCACCGGUAUCGAACGGACGGCCGACUUCCACACCAUCCUCGGUCCCGCCCUGGCCAUCACCUUCGCUUUCCUCGGAAACACACUCUUCUUGACCGUCCUUGUCGCCAUGCUCACCAACACCUUCUCCAAGAUCAUCUCUAAUGCGCAGGCUGAAAUCUACUUCCGCCGUGCCGUCCUAACCUUCCAGGGCGUCAAGAGCGACUCCAUCUUUGCCUAUCCGCCUCCGUUCAAUCUACUCGCUUUGGCAGUGCUGCUCCCAAUGAAGAUGGUUGUCGGCCCAAAAAUGUUCCACCACAUCAACGUUGGAGCUAUCAAGAUCAUCAACUUGCCGGUCCUUCUAAUGAUCGCGCUGUACGAGCGAAGACGCGUGUGGGCCAAGUCCGCGACGCCCAGUGCAAACGAUGGAGAGGACAGUAAGUGGUUCUUUGGUCUGAAUCCAUAUGCCGAUAUCCAUGCGCUGUUCAGGACGGAGCCGCCGCAAGAAGUGUUGGACAUGCUGGAGAAGAUGGACGGAAUUGUGGACGAGGAGCUGGAGGAUAUGGAAAUCAUGGGUCUUCGACGAGGCAGUAGAGGUAUGGGUGACGGUCUAGGGAGGGUGUCGACCGAACUGGAGCUCGGAAGGCCGAUGGAGUUUGAUGGGACCGGCGGCAUUGCAGGGAUGCAUAGAAGGAGGAAGCACUCCGCUGGAAGCGUCGUUUAG